Molecule: messenger RNA, 791 nt
Organism: Phoenix dactylifera (date palm)
Lineage: Eukaryota; Viridiplantae; Streptophyta; Magnoliopsida; Arecales; Arecaceae
Source: RefSeq, a predicted model, not a curated record
GUAUACUCGGUGAGUUCUUUGGGUCACGGGCCGCAAGCGGGAGGCGAGACAUGGACGGGGCCAACGGCGAGGAGUUUGCGAUGGGGUGCAUCCUCGCCAUCAAGACGACGCUCGGCGACGAGUUCGAGGGACAGAUCAUCACAUACGACCGUCCUUCCAACAUCCUUGUCCUUCAAGAGGGCACCACGGAGCCCGGGGCUCGGCGGAACAUUCGGCUGUUGAAGGCCAACUACAUCAAGGACUUCACCCUCGUGGGGAGGGGCGAGGACCCUCUUGACCCCAAGAAGUGCUUCAUCGAUCUUGCCGCCAUCCAGGCGAGGGAGGAGGCUGCAUUGAGACAAGCAGAGAUCGUAGCUGAGCGGAUUGGCGUCGGGGUCACUGCUGAGGCUCAGAGUAUUUUUGAUGCAUUGUCCAAGACGCUUCCAGUUCAUUGGGAUAAGACUGUCAUAGUGGUGAUGAAUGAAGUGCGUGUAUGCAGUCCAUAUCUCCCCGACAAUGUUAAUGGGGGAACACCAGCUGCCAAUGAACGGGUGAAGAAAGUACUUGAGUUUGAAAGGAAAAGGUUACAAGCUCGCCCAUCUGGACGGUUUUGAUCAUCUCUCUUGGCAUGUAGCUUGUGGAUGUAAUCACUGGCUUGCUUGGAGUCUUUAAUUAACACACUGAUUUCUCACUAGUUGUGUUUAUAUUCUAACUGUUCAUGAGAAGACUAGCUACAGCACAAAUUGUUAAAAAAACUCUGUUUUCUAUAUAUGCUCAAUGAAUCAAUUGGAAAGAGUCAUUUCCUUUCUAUU